This is a messenger RNA of Effrenium voratum, 2079 nucleotides long. The record is from the annotation of a GenBank genome assembly. NCBI's taxonomy places the organism in Eukaryota, Dinophyceae, Suessiales, Symbiodiniaceae.
AGCCGAGCUGCAGGUCAGCUUCUCGGCUGGACAUGCGGUAGCCACAUUUCCUCAUGGCGCGCGGCGCCGCGCGCGUAGCGCUGCUGGCGUGCCUCCUUCACGUCGGCCUUGCCGGAUGGGUGUUCGGCGAAGAGAACACAACCUGCGAUGAAGCCUGCACUGGAGCGGGCCUGACGUGCUCUGCAGUCGGCAACCAGCAGGUGAACUCGGACUUCGAGUUCGAUCAUGUGACGGCGAACAAUGGAAUGCCUUCAUGCCAAGGCUACAUUGAAAACCAGGACUUGGCGAACGUGCAGCCUGCGAUGAUUUACCAAACGGGUAUCAUCGACCCCGGGAUCUGCCUCACGAACUCGGCCCUGAGCGACUGCACGAGCAAGAAUGACAUCCUCCGUCGUAUCUGCUGCUGCCUGCAGGUUGGCCAGACAGACGCGGACAUCGCCGCAGAGUGCUUUGUGCCCACCACCACCACCUCCACGCAAACCACAUCCACGCAAACCACGGUCACCACGCUGACGUCGACGACAACUGAAACACUGACAGGGACGACGCAGACUGCGACGACGUCCACUACUGGCACGACGAUUACUAGCACAAGCACCAGCGUCACGGGCACGACGACUACCUACACCGUUACUGGCACGACCGUGACGAGCAGCAGCACAGUUUCAAGCAGCACCACUGCCACCGUGAGCUCUACACAGACCACCACCAGCAGCUCAAGGACGACAGUCAGCUCCACCUCCUUCACCUCAACCUCGUCCGCCACCUUCACGGGCACGCAGACCACAAGGACCACCUCCACAGGCACAACCAUCACCCAGACGAUCACCAGCUCCAGCUCCAGCUCCAGCAGCACUUCCACACGCACCACCACCACCACCCGCAGCAGCACCACUGAAAGCAGCACCACUGAAAGCACCACUACGGAGACCAUCACCAGCACAUGGACCGUCACACAGACCAUCACCACAACCACAGUCACUCAGGGUGCCAGGACGUUGAUUGCGGCAAUUGUGCCGGCUGGCACGUCAGAGAUUCCCGUGUUGACCCGCACGGGCUUCUCCGAAGGCGACAUGAUCCUCCUUGGCGGUCGCGAGGCAGUGGAGAUUCAGAACAUCACGGACAUCGAUCCUGCCGCCCGUCGGCUGGAGGAGUACUUCUCCGAGGACUCGGAUGCCUCUGACAGGCCGCGGAUACUAUCAGCUGCCACGGCGAUUUUUGAGGUAACUCCACCGGUGUCGCGGCAAUACAACCCCGGGGAAGCCGUCUCGAAUGUGGGGCCAGCAUCCUCCUAUGCUGGUAGUGACCCCAUCACCUUCUUUGGCGGACAGAAGUUCAAGUUCUGGCUGCCGCUGCACGAGGAGCUGCUGAUGCUCGAAUCCCCGGAGCUGAAGAUCUUUGGUCGCGUUUUUCCAGGAGUCCUUCCGGACCAGCAGUGGUUCGGCGACUUCAGGGUCGUCCUGGCCGACGACACGCCUGUGGUAAAAGUCCGCGUCAAGGAGGCGGCCUCCAACCAAACCAGGCGCUGCUCGUCAAGGAGGAUGGAGUCUAUGGACAUUGUCUUGGGCCGGCAGCGCCUCCCCCUGCGGGAGAUGCAGCGCCGGCCGAUGGAGUUCACCGCCGGCGAGGCGGUGCGCUUCGCGGUGAACUGCCGCCAGCAGGACCGGCCCCUCCUUGCAUCGUCUAGAACAGAGUAUCUCCACUUUGAAACCCCCUCGAUUGUCUUCCUCAUUGUGGCCGCGCACGCCGGCAAUGAGUUUCCUCAUGAUAUGAGGCUGCAGUUGAAGUACAUGCACUUGGAUCUUUUGAUCCUGGAGAUGCCGCGGAAGCAUGAGUUCAGAGGCGUUCUUCCAGAGAUCUGGGGCUUGCAACCUCGGUCAGAGGCAGUGCAAACCAUGUUGACUCCGCCGGAGGUCGAGCCGAGGAGAGGGGGAGGGCCGCCACCAUUCGAAAUGUUCGCAAUCAUACCUUUUCUCGCGUCUCUUGCGAGGCUGGCUCCAACAGUGUGCCAAGAUCGGCCUGGUGCGGUUUGCAUGAGCUGAGCCGGGCCGGGCAAGUGCUCUGCGGGCUGACUUGAGA